AUGGCAAAGAAAAACAAGGGGAAGAAAGCGGCCGACCCAAACGAGACGUCUAAGCUCUUGGCCGCCAAGAUCUCCCAGCUGGAGCAAGAUGCCGCCGGCGAGAAAGACCAAGAGGCAGAAAUUGAGCGCGAGGUCAAGAAGGCGACUCGUGAUCUCAACCAGCUUCUGAGCAACAUUGAGUCCCCUAUGACCAAACUGGAAACCGUCCACAAGAAGUAUACCGAGCUGUUGGCGGAUAUGAAGAAGUUGGAUCGCGAUUAUUCUAAGAGCAAGAAGCGCGCCGAUCAGCUGCAAAAGGACCAGGACAAGGGCAAGUCUGAUCUCAACAAGACCGUUACAAUGAAGGACAAGCUGGAGAAGCUGUGUCGAGAACUUACGAAGGAGAACAAGAAGGUCAAGGAUGAGAAUAAGAAGCUGGAGGACACUGAAAAGAAAGCGCGCUUGAUUGUGAACGAACGUCUCGACUCGCUCCUCUAUGACAUUCAAGACGUCAUGGCUGCCAAGGGGAACCCCCGUAGCGAAAAGGUGGAUGUCGAUUUGGAUGAAGCACUCCGCGCCAAGCUUAGGACCAUCAGCGAGCAGUUCGACGCACGCGACCUGCAUUACAGGGGCCUCCUACGUGGCAAGGACUCCGAGAUCCAAAGUCUCGCUUCUAAGUUUGAGGAGCAACGCCGCGCUGGUGAAGUUGAAGCCAACCGAAGCCGGGCUUUGACCUCCCAAGUUUCCACCUUCUCUCAUACCGAGGCGGAAUUGCGCAGCCAACUCAACAUCUACGUGGAAAAGUUCAAACAGGUCGAGGACACUCUGAACAACAGCAACGAUCUUUUCCUUACCUUCCGAAAGGAGAUGGAAGAAAUGUCCAAGAAAACCAAGCGCCUGGAGAAGGAGAAUCAUACUCUUAACCGGAAGCACGAGCAAACUAACCGCAAUAUCCUGGAAAUGGCAGAGGAACGGACCCGAAACCAUGAAGAACUUGAAAGAUGGCGACGGAAGUGCCACCAUCUAGAAGCCCUUUGUCGGCGUAUGCAAGCCCAGGGUCGAGGCGAAGGGCUUGCUCUAGCGGAAGGCGAUGAUCAUUUAGAGGGUGAUGAUGAAGGCACUGAAAGCGAGUACGACGAUGACUACGAAGACGACGAGGAGGAUAUCAGUGAUGAGGAAGAUCUCGAACCACCUACCCGGGUCGAACAACCCUCAGAGAAGCCUGUCUUCGGUCCCACCCCGCCCCCGAAUCUUUUGGAGGCUCGAGCGAAUGGCAAUGCUACGGAAGUCAAUGGCCUGGUUUUCUAA
This is a messenger RNA of Penicillium egyptiacum, 1287 nucleotides long. Lineage: Eukaryota; Fungi; Ascomycota; Eurotiomycetes; Eurotiales; Aspergillaceae. The record is from the annotation of a GenBank genome assembly.